Molecule: messenger RNA, 4208 nt
Organism: Hemicordylus capensis (graceful crag lizard)
Lineage: Eukaryota; Metazoa; Chordata; Lepidosauria; Squamata; Cordylidae
Gene: RIT2
Product: Ras like without CAAX 2
Exons: 5
Coding region: 56-709 (217 amino acids)
Biological process (GO): Ras protein signal transduction; positive regulation of neuron projection development
Cellular component (GO): plasma membrane
Molecular function (GO): calmodulin binding; GTP binding; GDP binding
Source: RefSeq, a predicted model, not a curated record
UUACAUAGUUGUUUGCAAGCAUUUGCCAGGUCUGUAACCCUCUCCAGAGAAGGAGAUGGAGCUUGAACGUGAAACCCCCAACUCCUCCAACGUUUCUCCCGGAGGCUCCAGGGAGUACAAGGUGGUGAUGCUGGGAGCAGGUGGAGUAGGCAAAAGUGCAAUGACAAUGCAGUUCAUAAGCCAUCGGUUCCCAGACUACCAUGAUCCCACCAUCGAGGAUGCUUAUAAAACACAAGUGCGGAUAGACGAUGAGCCUGCUUAUCUGGACAUUCUGGAUACUGCUGGACAAGCAGAAUUCACGGCCAUGAGAGACCAAUAUAUGCGAGGCGGAGAAGGCUUCAUUAUCUGCUAUUCCAUCACAGACCGCCAGUCCUUUCAAGAAGCGGCGGAAUUCAAGGAGCUCAUUUAUCGUGUCCGGCAUACCUACGACAUCCCCCUGGUGUUGGUGGGGAACAAAAUUGAUCUUGAGGAGUUUAGGCAGGUCUCCAAAGAAGAAGGUACAAAUCUAGCCAGAGAGUAUGCUUGCCCCUUCUAUGAAACCUCGGCAGCCCUGCAUUUCUAUAUCGAUGAUGUUUUCCACAGACUAGUAAGGGAUAUCCGCAAGAGGGAGAAGUCUCUGCUAUCUGCAGAAGGGAAGCUGAAGAGCAAGGACAGUCUAUGGCAGAAACUAAAAGGAUCUUUGAAGAAGAAAAAGGAAAGCCCUUCCUGAUAGAGCUGUCCAUCUGGCUAAUGACAGAAUUGCUUGGAACUCGCAGUCUGCAGCAAUUCCGAAAGGCAUCCUCCUUUGCGGUCUUAUUUUUCAGGGUCCUUUCAACACAGGGCCAUUCUUCUAAUUAGGGGUGAGCUAUGUGCCAAGUGGAAACUCAUUAGUAAAGAGAAGGUUAAAACGUAUUUAAUGUGUUUAUUGCAAUGAUUCUUGAAAAUGUAUUUUAUUUCAAAGACAAUAAUGUUAAGUUCAAAGCAUAAUGGAAGGACUCAUUAAUUCUGAUAUGAAAAACAAACUAAACAUCUCCAGUCCAGAACACUAUGGGCACCCAACAGUUGUAUUGCCAGCCAUUAUAUCUUUAUUUUAUGGUUAUUUAUUUAUUUUUUAUUACACAUCACUUGACAUGGACAGGCCUGUACAUGACUGAAAAAAUAUAAUUUGGAUUGGAUUGGGUCAGAUCUGGAAUGAGAAAUAUCACUUUAGGUCCUUUUGGACUCUUCAGAAGGUUCAGGUCAGUAAAAUCAGGGUCGCCAAAAUAGUCAAAAAUCGUCAAAAGUCAAUGAGAAAGGGAAGAACUGCCCCAAAAAAUCACCCCCCAAAAACCCAACUAGCCCAGGAGCUCUCAAAGCUGGCACACAAGAAGGUAAAGAUGGUUGGACUCUGUAUAUUUAAUUGAAUCCAGCCGCCUUUGAUUUUAAAUUAGUUUUUUAAAGUAACCAAGAAAUUGUACUCACAGAGAAUGUGGAAGAAAGUGACCCAAGAUCCGAGAUCCAAAUCUCAGGAGAAGUGAUCAAACAUCCAAGAAUCUUCUGUUUUUGCUUUUAAGUUGUGUGUACAAUUAAAGGUUAAAUACUUUUUUAAAAUUAAGAAAUAAAUGCAUGGGCAGUCUGGCAGACAGGCAGGUGGGCAGAGAGCUGCCAGAAGGUGACUUUCCCCCCACUCAGUCGUGAUUGGGGGGGGGUGAGGAGGGAAGCAUAUUCCUGCCACCAUUUGGAGCUUUCAAAUGCUCUGAUUUUUAUUUAUUUUUUCUGAAUGGGAUUGGAAAUGACCAACCCAAACUGGGCUGUGCACAUUUGGGUUCGGAUUCUCUCCAAACCCCUCCAAUUUGGGUAAAAUGGGACCAUUUCCAAUUUUACCGAUCCAAUUUUGCAUAGGCCCAAUGGACAUGCCUUCAUAGAAAAGUAUUGGCUUGGAGCUAAAGGAUUCCUUGGUCAAGAGGAAAACACUUUCAUUCACGCAAGGGGGUGUUUUCAGUCUCUGACUAUUCGCACCCCAGUUGCAUCGUCCUUAUGGCUGAAGUUCAGGAGUGGUAUGCAAGGGGAUUAAAAGGAGCUGCAGGAGAAGAAGCUUCAUUAAAGAAAGAGAAUUCAUCCUGUAGUUCUUUGGAGCCCAGCCCUGGUUUUAUGGGAGGUAAAAACUCUGGCUGGCGUCCACACUAAUGCUGCACUAGUAUAAUGAACAAAGAUGCAUAAAUGCAAGAAGGUUGCCUCCCUAAGUGAGGGCUCAAAGUUACACCUGCUUGUGCAGUAAGAACAUCCGAACAGGAUCUGGGUGUCUUCUUCUACAACACGUAAUGUGCUUUGUUGCACUACGACAACACUAGUCUGGAACACAAGCGCCUGACUGAACACACCUGGCUUGCGUUCAACUGAACACACCCUUGCACUAGCACAACAUGUUUGUACAAGGGUAGCAUUAGUCUGGAGGUCAGCUCUUUCCUCUGCAUUGUUUCAGGUCAUGCAGGUCAUUGUUAAGCUAUGGAAUGAUAAACAAGCAUGUGUGGACUCUUGCUUGAUCACAAGCACUCAACUGCCGAGUUUCAAGUUCAUCUUACAGCCAGAACUUUCUUCCAGAUCAAUGGGUCCUAUCAUGUAGGGCAGGGGUUCUCAAACAUGGGUUUGCAUAUGUUGUUGGACUUCAGUUCCCAUAAUCUCCAAAAGGCCAUUGUUGGUGGGGAUCAUGGGAGUUAAAGGCCAACAACAUCUGGGGAUCCACGUUAGAGAAAUCCCUGAUAUAGAGGAAGCUAACACCCAUCAGUGUUCACACCAGCAUAUCACACAUGAACAUGGAACUUUUUCUGUGUAUGUAUGACACCCCUCUUCUUGCACCAAGGUUCAUUGCCUGAAUCCCUCACUACACAUUCAUUCAUUCAUUCAUUCAUUCAUUCAUUUAUACAUUUGUAUCCUGCUCUUCCUCUGAGGAGCCCAGAGCAGUGUGCAUGGUUAUGUUUAUCCUCACAAGAACUCUGUGAGGUAGGUUAGGUUGAGAGAUACAUGACUGGCCCAGAGUCACCCAUGGAGUUUCAUGGUUGAAUGGGGAUUUGAACUCAGUGCUUCCUGGUCCUCGUCCAGCACUCUAACCACUGCUCUAUGCUGGCUCUCUGAAGGCUCCUAUCCACUCAUCAUACAGUGCUUUCAUUCACCCUGUGAUAGCCUGUCCUACACAAAUUUUAAAAGAGGGUCAGAGAAACAUUGAAUUUUAGAGUUGGAAGAGAUCUUGGGUAUCUUCGAGCCCAACUUCUUGCUCAGUGCAGGUGUGUGUUCUUUUGGGUGAAGAUAUAUUAGGAAACAUCACUGGCUGACAUCCAGAAUGGCGUCCUGCAUGCAGGAGGAGAUGUCCGAGUGCAAAGCUAUUGUGCUAGCCAAUUUCACUGGAUCUGGAGCAUGUGUUCCAGACUAGUGCUGAGCAAGGCUGCCUGUGAUUGUGCAACAGUUGUGCGGUUGCACAUACCUCAUUUGUCUUAAUGAGAACUUUUGCACAAGAGUCAAGUGCCAUAGUGCAUAGCACUCUUGCAUGAUCCCCACUUUUUGCUUCACUAAGAUAUCCUCUUGCUCUAGUGCAACAGUGGUUGUGGCACAUGCGGUGCACUGCUCCAGAUGUCAGCCACCAUCUAAUAAAAUCAACAACUAAAAAGGGACUGCACCAGUUGCAUCGUCCUUAAUAAGAUACUUUAAUGCAACUGUCAAGUGUUUAUAUGCAUAUAUAAAGGUAAAGUGUGCUGUCAAGUCGAUUUUGACUCCUGACGUCCACAGAGUCCUGUGGUUUCCUUUUGGUGGAAUACAGGAGGAGUUUACCAUUGCCUCCUCCCGCGCAGUCUGAGAUGAUGCCUUUCAGCAUCUUCCUAUAUCGUUGCUGCCUGAUAUAGGUGCUUUCCCCAUAGGCUAAGAAACAUACCAGCAGGGAUUCAAACCGGCAACCUUCUGCUUGUUAGUCAAGCAUUUCCACGCUCUGUCACUUAAGGUGGGUGAUUAUAUGCAUCUGUACUAAAGAUAAAACAUUCCUGCCUCUCACUCAGAUAUCUAACUUUUAGUAUAAAAGUUAAUUCUGAUUGUGGUUUUAGCUUGGAUUUUUCACUUGUUUAAUUGGGUUCAUUUUAUUAGUCUGGUUUUAUAUUGUAACUAUUUUAUACCUGUUGUGAGCUGCCCCAAGCAGUAAUGUACUGGAAGGGUGGGGUAUAAAUAUUUUAAAUAAAUAAAUAAAUAGAGCCCUGGGGGAGAUGACA